AAGUGUUUCAGAGCUUGCAAAGGGUUAAUAGCAAGGGCUUAUAUUUGGGGAAGCAGAAAACUAAAACCAUCAUAGCUUCCACCAUCACUCAAGGUAGCAGCUGGUAUAGAACUGCUGGGGAGACCUUCCUUCCUCCUCAAGCUUUCAGGACUCUGCUCUUACAAUGGCCUUGGUCUAUCAACCAAUGAUGCAAUUAAGUGGCAUACUGUUCUCUCUGUUGGGAUGGGUCCUGUCCUGUCUCACCACCUAUCUACCCCAGUGGAAAAAUCUUAACUUGGAACUGAAUGAGUUGGAGAUCUGGACCAUGGGACUCUGGCAAGCUUGUGUUGUACAGGAAGAAGGGGGAAUGCAAUGCAAGGACUUCGAUUCUUUCCUAGCUUUGCCUCCAGAGCUCAGGAUUUCUAGGAUUUUGAUGUUUUUUUCCAAUGGAUCAGGGCUUCUGGGCCUCUUGCUCUCGGGAUUUGGGUUGGACUGUUUGAAAAUUGGUGAAAGACAACAGGAACAAAAGAAGCGGUUGUUGCUGUUCGGAGGAAUGCUCGUCUGGAUAUCGGGGAUUACAGCUAUUGUCCCAGUUUCUUGGGUUGCCCAUUCCACAGUCCAGGAGUUUUGGGAUGAGAAUAUACCAGACAUUGUUCCCAGGUGGGAUUUUGGGGAAGCAUUGUUUGUUGGCUGGCUUGCUGGAUUUUGUCUAAUAUUAGGAGGAUCCCUACUUAAUUGCACAAUCUGUUCCACUGAAGUCCAUCCGUCUUCAGUCCAUUACACAGUAGCAGAACAGCAGGAUCAGUGUCAACGCUUGGAAACUGAAACUAGGCCUUAAAAUGGAAGGUUUAA
Messenger RNA from Pseudopipra pipra, 831 nucleotides. Its product is annotated as claudin-22-like. The coding region runs from base 164 to 817 and encodes 217 amino acids. The record is from RefSeq and is a predicted model, not a curated record. Gene Ontology annotation, molecular function: structural molecule activity. Gene Ontology annotation, biological process: cell adhesion; bicellular tight junction assembly. Gene Ontology annotation, cellular component: bicellular tight junction; plasma membrane. NCBI's taxonomy places the organism in Eukaryota, Metazoa, Chordata, Aves, Passeriformes, Pipridae. The transcript has a single exon.